This is a messenger RNA of Phytophthora sojae, 1584 nucleotides long. RefSeq lists its product as hypothetical. The record is from RefSeq and is a predicted model, not a curated record. Bases 1 to 1584 code for a protein of 527 amino acids. Gene Ontology annotation, biological process: ammonium transmembrane transport. Gene Ontology annotation, cellular component: plasma membrane. Gene Ontology annotation, molecular function: ammonium channel activity. The transcript has a single exon. Lineage: Eukaryota; Oomycota; Peronosporomycetes; Peronosporales; Peronosporaceae.
AUGCUCGGCUUUCGACCUGACAACCCGUCGCUCACUCGACUGGCCGUCGUUGCAGCCGCUGUCGUUGCACUCGGGGCGCUAUCCGUCUCGGCCCAAGACUCGACCGGUUCGACUGUAACCUGCGACGUCCCGCAGUACCUCGACUCCACCACCAACGAGUGCGUCAACUAUUCUUCGCGCGGUGAGAAGGCCGGCAGAGCCUAUGACACCACCAUCGACUCCGGCAACACGGCGUGGAUGCUCAUGUCCAGCGCCCUCGUGAUGCUCAUGACCCCGGGUGUUGCUUUCUUCUACGCCGGCUUGGCAGGAGAGGAAAUGGCUUCGAACACGAUGAUGAUGUCGUUCGUGAGCAUGGCCCUAGUGUCGAUCCAGUUCUGGGCGUUUGGAUACUCGGCGUGCUUCAGCUCCGACGGCAUUUUCGCUUGGGCGGGCUACAACAACGUCGGUGCCAUCGCCAGUGGCACUUACGGUGGUGGUAUCCCUCACAUCCUGUUCGCCUUCUUCCAGACGCAGUUCGCCAUGAUCACUCCAGCGUUGAUCAGCGGUGGAAUUGUCGGCCGCAUGAAGUUCGGCAGCUAUUUGUUGUUUAUUCUGCUCUGGACGUCCAUCGUCUACGAUCCGCUCGCUCGCUGGAUGUGGUCGCUCAAGCUCGAUGAGAACUGGGAGGUCACCGCCAUGGGCUGGGAGGGCAAGAUGGGAUCGCUCGACUUCGCCGGCGGCACCGUCAUCCACGUUUCCAGUGGCUUCGGUGCUCUCGUCGCGGCCAUUGUGGUCGGUAAGCGCUACAACCACGGCGAGCCUGUCAAGCCGCACAACGUCCCGUUGGUGAUGAUCGGCGCUACGCUGCUGUGGUUCGGCUGGUUUGGCUUCAACGCUGGCUCACAGGGAGCCGCUGACGGCAUCGCUGCGAUUGCCGCCAUUAACACGCACCUGGCCCCAUGUGCAGGGUUCUUGACGUGGUCGGCGCUUGAGUUUGCUAUCCACAAGAAGUUUGACCCGUGUGGAGCCAUCAGCGGCGCAGUGGCCGGUCUUGUUGCCAUUACACCGGGCUGUGCCUUUGUGUACCCGUGGGCUGCUGUCAUUUUCGGUGUCGUUGGAGCUGCAACGGGUUUCGGAGCCGUGCACCUCAAGAACGUGCUGCGUUAUGAUGACACGCUGGACUCGUUCGGCAUCCACGGCUGCGGCGGCUUCAUGGGCGGUCUGCUCACGGGGCUCUUUGCCACGUCCGACGUCAACCCCGCCAUCGAGGGUGGCGCCUUCUACGGCAACGGCAUGCAGUUCGUGCACCAGCUCAUUUCGCAGUGCGUGGCGGCGGGAUACUCGGCCGUGGUGACGUUCCUGAUCCUGAUGGCGCUCAAGUACACGGUGGGUCUGCGCGUGUCGGAGGACAAGGAAGUGAACGGCAUGGACGUCUCGUACCACGGAGGCCAGGCGUACGAUUACAGCGCGCACGGUGGAGUAGGCGGCGCACUAGGUUCGCCCACAGUCAAGGCGGCCAACCCUCCUGCUGGCGACUUCAUGAGCAUGAUGACCCCGGGCCCGUCCACGGUGAACGGUGUCAACAACACUGGAAGGGAACUCUAA